Molecule: messenger RNA, 303 nt
Organism: Acanthoscelides obtectus
Lineage: Eukaryota; Metazoa; Arthropoda; Insecta; Coleoptera; Chrysomelidae
Source: the annotation of a GenBank genome assembly
AUGGUAAAGACAUCACCUAAUGACUUUAAGUGCCUUUAUCGCUCCAAUGAAGCAAACGUGCGUUGGUUAGCCAACCAUUUCUUUGGUUACGAGACGACGGAGGCACGUGGUGGUGCAUUACCACCGUUUCUGAAAAUGAAAGUGUUUUUGCGGUAUAUCGCUGAUCCGCGUUACCAACACGGCAUGGGGGAAAUCAUUGGAGUUCACCAAAGUAUUGUGUCGAAAACAAUAGCUGAAGUAACGGAAAAAGUCUGGCAGAAAGCACAUCUGUGGAUCAAUUUUCCAUCUUCCAAUGAGGAAUGA